AUGCAAUUCAGUAAGGUUUGGGAACUGUCCCGAGCCUACGCCUCGGCCCAUAUCAGAUCCGAAUCGCCACCUCCAUGGUCGGCGCAGUCAGACUAUUCCCUCAUCAAUUCCAAGUUGAUGGGAUGCGAGAGCCGAAUCCCUUUGAAAUACCGGAUGCACGCAAGCCGAUUCCCUGAGCUCUCGGGAGCUGAGCUCAACCAGCAGAGGGAAUAUUGGGGUCCGUGGCUUUUCUUCCAGUUUGUCUGCCACUCAAUUCUAGUCCUUGUCAAUCAUCCCUUACUGCUGUCGAUACGGUUGAAGAAUUUCCGUCAUACCAUGCCGCAGUCGUUUCUACGGAACUCGUUUGAGCAGAUCACCCUAAACACAAGCUGGGUGUUACAUUUUGUCACUCUUCUCGAGAAGAAAGAUUUCGAGGUAUCCGAUCCAACGCUUGGCCAGUGUGUGGCUAUCGUGGCGACCAUCUUCCUUCAGCAUAGUUUUGUAGAGGAGCCAAGCUUUCGACAGAAGGCACAGGUUGGUUACGAUAAGUGCGUCAGUUUCGUUUACAAAAUGGGUAGACGGUGGCCGCACCUAGAGCGACAGGCGAACAAACUCCAUCAGUUGAGGAAUAGUAUCUCCUCCAGUGGUGCACACGGCUCUCAGCAGGCCUGGUCUGUAAACGUGCACCUUCUGUGGGAAGUUCUGGUGUCCUCUCCUACCAACAAACUGUCCGAGGGCUUUUCGAAAGAUAUAUUCGGACCUUGUCUGACAAACAGUAUCGUGCAAAGUUCAUCGCAGUCUGAUGAUGCACUGUCGGGCCCCGAACUUGCUCUCAUCGGGUCUGCUGGCAUCUCUGGACAUCGGACGGUGGCUAAAGAGCUAGUCACAUAUCCGCCAGAGGAACUUCCGCAGCCUGACGAAAGCCACAAUGCAGUUCUUGAUCUCGACCUUUCAGGGCUUGUUGGAAAUUCCGCAUUAGGGCUUUCUGGCACCGCUGGUGGUGGACUAUUGCAGCCACAGGAUUAUGGUCGUUUGAUUGAGAAUUGGUUGAAUUUAGAACCAUGUUGA
Molecule: messenger RNA, 1047 nt
Organism: Aspergillus melleus
Lineage: Eukaryota; Fungi; Ascomycota; Eurotiomycetes; Eurotiales; Aspergillaceae
Exons: 2
Coding region: 1-1047 (348 amino acids)
Cellular component (GO): nucleus
Source: RefSeq, a predicted model, not a curated record